GGACUGAAAACAAGGCGGCACAGGGGGUCUGCGGGCCACUCGGGGCAGAAACAGGGAACCCGAUGUGGGUUUCACUAAACCAGUUCCGAGAUUCUGUUUUUUGGACGUGGUGUCCGGCGCUCGGCCCACGACGGAGUCGACCCGGGAACCGCCGGAAGUCGCUCAAAGGAGAGACAGGAAGUCCCUCCUCUUCCUCCCAGAGGGAAGACGGUGAGCCGGAGGAGUCAGUCAGAGGGGCGAGCAGGAGCGAUCCCGUCGGCAAACAGGUUACGAGUGCCCAGGGAGCCGCCCUGACGCAGGACCUUCUUAAUGAUGGAUACUGAGAAGAAGCCAGAGAACGAAGAAGAUGAAAAUGCAAACAAAGAAGCAGGAGACUCGAGAGAUGUCUCAUCUCAUGAUGUAGAUUGUGGGCCCGUAUUUGAUGCGGUAGCAAAUUCCUCUGAAAACUCCACCAGCAAGAGAGGUUUUUCAGAAUCCUCAAACCUCGGCAGCGUCACCGUGGGGCAAGAUGGAAAUAAACAUGCUUCCAAACGAAUGAAGUUAUCGGCCGAGGCAGAGCACCUAAAGCGUGAAGAGCGGGGCGCUCGCGGGCCGGAAGCUUCUGAGAGCACGGUCCCCGAAGGGCACGUCCCGUUGGGCGAGGCAGUGAAGGAGACCCUCCUGAAUGAACGCCCCGAUGGAGGCACGAGUCUCCCCAGUGCCUUCUCCCCGCCUCCCAGCUUCAGCACCACUGAUGCUGUUUCUCCGAAAACAGACACCGAAGAAAAGUCUGCUCGGGAAAUGGUUUCCCUUGACCCGGGAAGAGAAUCUCCUUUGCCCCUGAAAGAGAUGAGUGUCAGUUGUACUGUUGGAAACGUAGAUACGGUCUUCAAGUGCGACGUAUGUGGUCAUCUGUUUUCCUCCUGCACUGACUUGGAAAAGCAUGCUGAGUGUCACCUGCAGCCACCUGGGGAACACGCCUGCUGCCACUGCAGCCACAAAGCAGAGAGCAGCGCGGCGUUGCACGCGCACGUCCGGCAGACCCACAGGCCGCAGCGGGUCUUUUCUUGCGAUCUCUGCGGCUUUCAGUGCGUGGAAGAAAACCUGUUGAAUGCACAUUAUCUUGGCAAAACACACCUCCGGCGUCAGAAUCUUGCUGCUCGUGGAGGAUUUGUACAGAUCUUAACAAAGCAGCCCUUUCCCGAGAAACCUUGUUCCAUGGGAACAAAAAGUGUUCGCGUGAAAGCGAGAGCUUCUAAGCCAGUAGCAAAGGCUAGUGAUUCACAAGGAUUACGAGACGUUGGAAGCAAAUUUAAAGAUUUCAGAGGGGGCCUUUCUCAGCAAAGCGGAAGUAGCAGUGAGCUGCUUGUCGAAAUGACGCCGUCCAGGGAUCCUUCGUCAGAAACAGUAGAGAUUGUUGAAGAAAAUGUAACUUCUCUUGGCAUAGCUCGAAAUCCUGAGAACCAAAGUAAAACUAAAAAGUUGGCUCUGGUCAGCUCAGAGGGUCUCUUAGAUAAGGUGGAAUCUUCCAGAAGCAGCCUACAGGCAGCGCACGGUAUCAGCGCAGGCUCGAGACCAAGACCUGAGCGAAACGUCCUCACGUUGGGCGGUAGCUUCCGUCGACGAAGUGGCACUUUUACUUUAAAGGGCCAGGCCAAGAAAAGGGUUAAUCUUCUAGGAAUCCGUAAACGAGCAACUAGUGAUGCGCAGAGGGUGUUUAUGAAACACUUGAGAACCCAGGUGAGAACAGGUGACGCAGAGUCUGCGUCCCGGCACGCAGAAGCGAGUGGCGGUGUCCACGGUCUGUGUGUGGCUUCCCCAGAAACACGGGACCCGAAGCAGGACAGAAGCAGCUCCCAUCUCGCGUGCUCCCUGGACUCUCCCGCCCAGCAGACGUGUCCUUGUGUGGACUGUGCUCAAGUAGCUACAGAAAGGACGGAGCUGGAGACCCGUGGGGAGGGGUGCCCCACCGGAGACGUGAAGCUUCGCCGCCAGGAGCGUGACGUUUCCAGCCCGUCGAGGAGGGACCCGGACAAGCAUUUGUACGACAACCAGCACCAGCACACCGCCAGUGUCCUCACUUGUCGGCACUGUUCGUUUAGUUCCGAGAACGAACCAGGUCUUACAGACCACAUGAAGGAAAAGCACAAUAUGUGUUUUGUGUGUACUCCUUGUAGUCUGUUCUUCUUGUCUGAGAAGGACCUGGAGGAGCACAGAACAACUGAGAAGCACGUUCGUUUAUUGGUUCAGCCAGAGGCUUCUCAACCGCGUAACAGUGAUUUGGUGUUACGGUCUUUACCCUUAAGUACUUUAGAAUCAGAAAAUACAAGAGAUGCUCUGAGUGAGUCCGGUAAAGCAGCUCAGGAAGAGCCCGUUAAGUCCAGGGUGAGCCAUGGACAUGAAGUCAGGCAUUCCAGUAAGCCUCAGUUUCAGUGUAAGAAGUGUUUUUAUAAAACAAGGUCUUCCACUGUCCUCACGAGACACAUAAAGCUCCGGCAUGGUCAGGACUACCACUUUCUGUGUAAAGCAUGUAAUCUUUAUUCGUUGAGCAAAGAAGGCAUGGAGAAGCACAUUAAGAGAAGCAAGCAUCUUGAAAACGCCAAGAAAAAUAACAUCGGCUUGAGUUUUGAAGAAUGUAUUGAAAGGGUAUGUAUAGGUGCAAACGAUAAAAAGGAGGAGUUUCAUGUUUCUGGAAAUGGCAGGAUAGAAGGCCACGUGGAAGGUGCACAGUUACAGGAGCAUGUCUGCCUCGAAAAGAGCGUGCUGACUGCCAAGGAACUGUCACAGUCCGGCGGAAUGACCAAAGAAGGGGAGGUCACUUUGACCGCCACCCCAAAGAGAGGGAGACCGAAAGGUAACAUCUCACGGACAUGUUCUCAUUGUGGUCUCUUGGCCUCUAGUAUCACAAACUUGACUGUUCACAUUCGACGAAAGCACAGUCACCAGUACAGUUACUUGUGCAAAGUGUGUAAGUAUUACACCGUAACCAAGGGAGACAUGGAACGUCACUGUGCCACUAAGAAGCAUAAAGGACGAGUAGAAGUAGAAGCCAGCGGCCAACAAAGCUCAGACAUCAUUGUCGGCCCUGAAGGGGGUAACCUUGAAGCCUGUAGAAAGAGUGCCAUGUCAGCGGUUUCAGGGGAGCACGCUAACAAGCCCGCUGAGUCAGAUGCCUCUGUUUCAGAAAAGCCAGGAGCAGAGCGUGGAAAUCCAACUGAAGUCGAAGUGGCAGGCGUGUGUCAUUCUGCAGAUGGGGAAGCUGACAGCCAUCUUCCUGAUGAAAAGGAACAGAUGUGUCUGGAACCGGAGAGCCCUGUCCAGCAGGGGGAUGCUACGGGUGUAAGCGAUAAUAAGUGUGUACACUGUGAGUUUAGUGCCCACUCUUCUGCUUCUCUAGAGCUGCACGUAAAACGGAAGCAUACAAAGGAAUUUGCUUUUUAUUGCAUGGCGUGCGAUUACUACGCUGUGACCCGUCGAGAGAUGACGAGGCACGCAGCCACAGAGAAACACAAGGUGAAAAGGCGGUCUUACCUGAACUCUUCGGACAUGGAAGCAGGUUCUGCAGACGUGCCCAGGAGUAUCAUCAUAUCCAACGAGCAGCAUCAGCAAAAUUCUGAGGAAUAUCAAGUGAUUUCAGACCAACCGUCUGAAGAAAUUCCGAAAUCUAGAAGUACCGCUGAUUGUUCUGUUUUGGAUGAGAAUACUCAUCUAGGUGUGGCUAAAGUACUCCGUGCUCCCGACUCAGUAGAAAUUGAGACUGGAGACGAAUCUAAUCUCAGUGAAGAGCAUUCCUUCUGUGAAACUUUCCAACAGCCCCUUGCCAAGGAGAAAGCUCUGAAACCCGAGGACGUGUCCCUUACUGUUUCGUCUGAUUGUGCCUCCCCGAGCAGAUUUCAGAGUGAAAAUGCAGGAAGCUCAGCUUUGGAUUAUGAGCCAGUAGAGAGAAGCCACAGCGUGCUGAAUGACAUUGGUGGUCCAGGCAUGCGUGGCGAGAGUGAUGUGGGACGUGUGGGCGAGAAUGCAGGUGAAACCCUGAGCAAACGUGGAUGUCCUGGAGGUUUAGGGGGAGGGCAUCUGGCCGAAAGCACCGUCCCUGUUGUGAUGACAAGGACGGGACAGGAGUCAGACCUGGAGAGCCGUGGUCAGAACGACGUUGGAAGUGUGCAGAGUUCAGAGGACUUGAAAGAUGGUACCCAAGAAGACCCCGUUCUAGAGAACAAGGAGAUUCUGAUGAAUUCCCAGCAUGAAACUAAAAUUAUCUUGGAAGAGGAUGGUCUGGCUUCUGAUAGCACAGUUGAAAGUAACGAUGUGUAUGAAACUAUAAUCAGCAUUGAUGACAAAGGACAGGCCGUGUACAGUUUUGGCCGGUUUGAUUCUUCCAUAAUAAGAAUAAAGAGCCCUGAAGAUGGUGAGUUGUUGGACCAGUCUGAAGAGGGUCUCAUAACCACAGGCGUGAGGAUCGGUGAGUUGCCCUUAAAGGACUGUGCCCAAGGUGUGAAAAAGAAGAAAUGCGAAGGUAGUUCCUUUGGUGAAUCCACACGAAUUCGUUGCGAUGAUUGUGGCUUCUUAGCAGAUGGUUUGAGCGGACUGAAUGUGCACAUAGCCAUGAAGCACCCUACGAAAGAGAAGCACUUUCAUUGUUUACUGUGUGGAAAGUCCUUCUAUACCGAGAGCAACCUCCACCAGCACUUGGCUAGUGCUGGUCAUCUGAGGAACGAGCAGGCCAGUGUGGAGGAGCUUCCGGAGGGAGGGGCCACCUUCAAAUGUGUCAAGUGCACGGAGCCCUUUGACUCAGAGCAGAAUUUAUUUCUCCAUAUUAAAGGGCAGCACGAAGAGCUGCUUCGGGAGGUGAAUAAGUACAUAGUGGAAGACACUGAGCAGAUCAACCGCGAGAGAGAAGAAAACCAGGGGAACGUCUGCAAGUAUUGCGGGAAGAUGUGUCGAAGUAGCAAUUCGAUGGCAUUCCUGGCUCACAUUCGCACUCACACAGGAUCAAAACCAUUCAAGUGCAAGAUAUGCCACUUCGCAACGGCUCAGCUUGGCGAUGCCAGAAACCAUGUCAAAAGGCACCUUGGGAUGAGGGAAUACAAGUGUCAUGUCUGUGGGGUUGCUUUUGUAAUGAAGAAGCACUUAAAUACUCAUCUGCUAGGCAAACAUGGAGUUGGCACCCCCAAAGAAAGGAAAUUUACAUGCCACUUGUGCGACAGAAGUUUCACAGAGAAGUGGGCCCUGAACAACCACAUGAAGCUGCACACGGGAGAAAAGCCAUUUAAGUGUACCUGGCCCACGUGCCAUUACUCAUUCCUCACGGCCUCCGCCAUGAAAGACCACUACAGGACGCACACAGGCGAGAAGUCGUUCCUGUGUGACCUCUGCGGCUUCGCGGGCGGCACGCGGCACGCCCUCACCAAGCACCGGCGCCAGCACACAGGAGAAAAACCCUUCAAAUGCGAUGAGUGUAACUUUGCCUCCACAACCCAGUCUCAUCUGACUCGACACAAGCGGGUGCACACGGGGGAAAAACCCUACAGAUGCCCCUGGUGCGACUACAGGUCCAACUGUGCUGAAAAUAUCCGCAAACACAUUCUGCACACCGGCAAACACGAGGGGGUCAAGAUGUACAACUGCCCCAAGUGUGACUACGGGACGAACGUGCCCGUGGAGUUCCGGAACCACUUGAAAGAGCAGCACCCGGACAUUGAAAACCCGGACCUGGCUUACUUGCAUGCUGGCAUUGUUUCCAAGUCCUACGAAUGCCGUCUGAAGGGCCAAGGAGCCACGUUCGUGGAGACAGACAGCCCGUUCACCGCGGCCGCGCUGGCGGCCGCGUCCCCCAUCAAGGAGCGGCCCCGUAGGGACAGCACGAGGCGGGCGGCGGCCGAGCAGGUGAUCGUCAUCCAGGGCUACGGCGGGGAGUUCGCGCUCGACGCCUCCGUGGAGGAGACCGCCGCGGCCACGCUGCAGACACUGGCGCUGGCCGGCCAGGUGGCCCGGGUGGUGCACAUCACAGAAGACGGGCAGGUGAUCGCGGCCGGUCAGAGUGGCGCCCACGGGGGCGCUGUGGCCCCCGGGCCGGUCCUGCCCGAGCAGUUGGCGGAUGGGGCCACCCAGGUGGUGGUCGUGGGGGGCUCGCUGGACGGCCACGGCGCGGACGGGCCCCUCAGCCCAGAAGGCGCUGUGAUACAGCAGGUGACCAAGCAGGAGAUCUUAGACCUCGCCGAGGCCGGAGUCCCCCCGCCCGACGCGGCCUCGGCCUUGGACGCCCUGCUGUGUGCGGUCACCGAGCUGGGAGGGGCGGAAGGCCGGGUCGGGCCCGAUGAGAAAGGCAGGUCGGGCCACGAGGACGUGCUGGUCCAGCUGCCAGGUCAGGAGGCGCCCCCCGCCACCGCCCAGCCCGAGGCCCCCGAGAUCCACAUGUUCCAGGACGUGCGGGAGGGCACGGCCCCCGGGGAGCCUGUGGAGGUGCUGACCCAGGUCGUGCGGCCCCCGGCCCUCACCGCCUCGCAGGAGCGCGCGCAGGUGGCCUUCAAGAAGGUGGUGCAGGGCGUGCUCCAGUUCGCCGUGUGCGACUCGGCCACGGCCGGCCAGCUCAUGAAGGAGGGCGUCACCCAGCUCAUCGUGAACGAGGAGGGCACCGUGCACAUGCUGGCCCGGGAGGGCUCCCAGAUCAUCAUGCAGGAGGCCGAGGCGCACGGCCCGCGCGUGGACCUGGCCGAGCCCGACGGCGAGAUCUCGCAGAUCAUCGUGACGGAAGAGCUGGUCCAGGCCAUGGUCCAGGAGUCGGGCGGCUUUCCCGAGGGUGCCACUCACUACAUCGUGACGGAGCUGCCCCCCGGGGUGCCGGAGGAGGCGGGCGUGUACUCACACACCCUGAUCGAGGCGGCCGACUCACAGGGGAUCCUGCAGGCCGGGGCCGCGCUCAGCGCCGAGGCCUUGGGCCCAAAUGGAACCCAGCAGCUGACGAGUAUGGUCAUUUACACCCAAGAUGGGUCCCCGGCAGCGACUGUCAUUCAGGGCCAAAGAGAGAGCAACGAACUCCAAGAAGCGUGAGGCGCGCACGGCCCGGGGCAGGUUGGGGAGGUCCGGGUGCAGACGUCCGCUCCCGGCCCGGGGCAGACGAGGGCGGUCCGGCACCCGCGGCACAGUGUCCCCUGGACUUCAUUCACGGGGCCUCCGGGACGGUGACGCGGUGCUCCCGGGGCCGCCCGCCCGCUGUCCGGGCGGCUUGGCACCGGCUGCGGGCAGCGUGCACGGGGUGCGGGGGCCGCCACCGCUGGGAAGGCCCCGGGUGGGACGGGGUGCCGCGGGGCAGACCCCCGGGCCGGCCAGCCUGUCUCCUGCUGGCUCUUUUGUGACUGGUCGCUUCCCUCCGUUCUGUGCUCCGUGCUGAGGAGAAGCCACGUGUUUUAAUGUUUCCACCCCCACCAAGUGUGUUCCCGUUUCAGUUAUCAAAGGACUGUGGCUCGAGGCGGAAAAGUCCGAGCAGCGUCUCCUGCGGCCUGAGACAUGCCUGUUGUUCCGGUCCAGCAUGUCGCCGUUUUAACAUGUCAGUAUAUAUUUGCUUCAAAAUUGCAGCUACAGGUAUUACCGUCUUGCAGCAGGCCACCCCUGUUCCUUUCCCUGAAAUCUUAGGACCGCGGGGUCCCCAGACCAAAGGAAGACCUGUUCGUCUCAUGCGUCCUCUCCCCAGACAUCGUGGGGCUGUCCCUCUCUCUGGUUGCACUCUGCUUGAAAGAAGCCUUCUUAAGCCGGUGGUGAAGAACAGCCCUGACGUUUCUAUUUGACGAAAAUCUACCUUGGUUUAGACAACCCCGCGCUUCUAACUUUGACUUCGUUUCAUACAAUAAAGUCUACAUAUGAAAUGCGUACUCUGGAAAAUACUGUUCAUACCAAUAUUUUGCUUUUAUAACAAAUGUCUGUUCAUACUGAUCCCACUUUUGCAGGAUUCAUUUGUGACUUCUGUCCGUGUGAAGGAGCUGACGUUAAACAUUAGUACUAGAAAGCCAUGCUCCCGCAGCCCCGGGCCUGACCGGCGUCGUCCGUGUUUAGUCGUGGGCUCCCUGCCGCUGUCGGAAUGCAGCUUUAUGUUCUAGUAACUCACUUCUUGAUCCAGUUCUCUUCUUCCUUUUCCAAAAGUGUAAAAGCAGUUCCCCUCCCCCGAACGCAAAGGUUGUUUUUGUUCUAUUUUUUUUUCCUUUGAAAUAAAAUUACAGCAUUAAA
Molecule: messenger RNA, 8199 nt
Organism: Neofelis nebulosa (Clouded leopard)
Lineage: Eukaryota; Metazoa; Chordata; Mammalia; Carnivora; Felidae
Gene: ZNF407
Product: zinc finger protein 407
Exons: 9
Coding region: 310-7029 (2239 amino acids)
Biological process (GO): regulation of gene expression
Cellular component (GO): nucleus
Molecular function (GO): nucleic acid binding; zinc ion binding
Source: RefSeq, a predicted model, not a curated record